Messenger RNA from Hypomesus transpacificus, 706 nucleotides. Its product is annotated as heat shock factor protein 5-like. The transcript is spliced from 4 exons. The coding region runs from base 51 to 665 and encodes 204 amino acids. The record is from RefSeq and is a predicted model, not a curated record. NCBI's taxonomy places the organism in Eukaryota, Metazoa, Chordata, Actinopteri, Osmeriformes, Osmeridae.
AGACACCUGCUCCAUACUCUCAUUACAGCUAUUACCAGCCAAAUUGUCCUAUGGGCUUUUUGUAUCCGGGAAACCAAAACCAGGACUGGCAAAGUGGAGAAAACCAGGACACCAAGAAGAAUGAUGUCAACCUGGACAGAGUGUUCCAGAUAGUUGAUGAACUGCAAGCAUCCCCCAAAAUACACAUGGUCAAAGUGGAGACCCCAGAGAAGCAGCCUCCCUCUUCGCCUGGAGACCAGCCGGUGAGCUCCAUCCACAGCUGUGUCUCCUCACACUUUGACACCUCACUCAGUUCCAGCUCCAUGCCAGUAGCCAUGGAGGCCAACUCAAUGACUCCACACGGGCCCAUCAUUAUUGCAGUCUCAGGGAAUGUCCCACAGGGAACAGUGAGUGGCCCUGCAGGUGAGCCAGAGGAAGUGGAGACACAGCCUUUCACUCUAGAAUCCAAGACAACCCAUGUGGAGGCCUAUCACAAGGAGGAAGAGUGCAGCAGCUCUGAGGUGGAGGAAACAGAGCUCCUAGACAUAGAGGUCACCAACAGUUUGCACGAUGCCAGCGUCACGCAGGACAGCAUUAGCACCAGGAAGCUAACUAAAUCUCCAGAUCUCAACAUGUUGGUUGAAGUGGCGUGUAAGCAGGAAUUUGACCUGUCUCAGUGUCGCUGACGUUCUCAGUUCUGCUCAGACUAAGGAGAGUUUCUCAGACA